AAAAAGUAAUAAAGUAAAGAAAGUAAAAUAAUAAAGUAAAAAGUAAAGAAAUGGAUUCAUACGCCAAGUCCCCUUUAGAGUUGGCUUCUCUCACUUGCAUAAUGCCUUUUCGAUUUAUCCAUAGUGUUGAGGGCAGCUGGGUGAUCUUGGCUCACGGAAGCCUCGCCCUCCCAGGCUCAAGAAAUCCUCCCAUAUUUGUCAGCCUCUCAUUAGCUGGGACUGUAAGCCGGCCCGGGGCGCAGGGGGUGCGUAGGGGGUCGCAGCCAGCUCCAGGGGGGCGCCAUCGCAGCCGCCGCGGUCGCGAGACCCCCGCCGCCAUUAGUCCGCCGACGCUGUCGCCAGAACCCCGCCGCCGCCGCCAUAACCGCCAUGGGCAACGUGCCCGCCAAGGACACCGAGCAGAAGGUCGUGAAAGAGUUCAUAGCCGGAGCCAAAGAAGAUUUCCUCCGUAGAUGGGAACGCCCGGUUCAGAACACCGCCCGCUUGGAUCAGUUUAAACUGCUCAAGACGCUGGGCAUCGGCUCCUUCGGGCGGGUGGUCCUGGUGAGUCACCGGGAGAGCGGCAGCCACUAUGCCAUGAAGAUCCUCAACAAGGAGAAGGUGGUGAGACUGAAACAGGUCCAGCACGUCCUGAACGAGAAGCGCAUCCUGCAGGCGAUCGACUUUCCGUUCCUCGUCAAGCUCCAUUUCUCCUUCAGGGACAACUCCAACCUGUACCUGGUGAUGGAGUACGUGCCGGGUGGGGACAUGUUCUCCCACCUACAGCGCGUCGGAAGGUUCACAGAGCCCCAUGCCGGUUUCUAUGCCGCCCAGAUCGUCCUGGCCUUCCAGUACUUGCACUCGCUCGACCUCAUCCACCGCGACCUGAAGCCCGAGAACACCGUCAUCGACCAGCAGGGCUACCUGCGGGUGACCGACUUCGGUUUCGCCAAGCGCGUGAGGGGCCGCACUUGGACCCUGUGCGGGACCCCAGAGUACCUGGCCCCCGAGAUCAUCCUGAACAAAGGCUACAGCAAGGCCGUGGACUGGUGGACCCUGGGGGUGCUCAUCUACGAGAUGGCCGUGGGCUUCCCGCCCUUCUACGCCGACCAGCGGAAUUCCGUCUUCCAAAACAUCCUCUCCGGGAAGGUGCGGUUCCCCUCCCACGUCAGCUCUGACCUCAAGGACCUGCUGCGGAACCUGCUGCAGGUGGACCUCUCCAAGCGCUUCGGGAACCUCCGGAACGGGGUCGGCGACAUUAAGAACCACAAGUGGUUCCCCAAAACCAGUUGGAUCACCCUCUGUGAGAAGAAGGUGGAAGCUCCCUUCAUCCCGAAGUUCGAAGGCCCUGGGGAUGCCAGUAACUUUGACAACUACGAGGAGGAAGAGAUCCGCAUCUCCAUCAAGGAGAAGUAUGCCAACGAGUUUUCUCAGUUUUAA
Molecule: messenger RNA, 1419 nt
Organism: Callithrix jacchus (white-tufted-ear marmoset)
Lineage: Eukaryota; Metazoa; Chordata; Mammalia; Primates; Cebidae
Product: cAMP-dependent protein kinase catalytic subunit alpha-like
Biological process (GO): protein phosphorylation
Cellular component (GO): nucleus; cytosol; cAMP-dependent protein kinase complex
Molecular function (GO): ATP binding; protein kinase A regulatory subunit binding; cAMP-dependent protein kinase activity
Source: RefSeq, a predicted model, not a curated record